GCCAGAACAUAGAUAUCACACACAAAGCAGAACCUCACAUUUGAAAGAUGAUCCAAGGAUUUAUGAGUGAGCAGAGCCGUCACCCACUGGAGGCGAAAGCCGUUGGCGUAAUGCAGUAUGGAAGAAACAAGAUUAACAUGUUUUCUGUGUUAUGGACUGAUCAGAAUGAAAUUCUGAUUUAUCGAACUUUUGAUGAUUUUAAGAAGCUACAUCGGCAGCUGAGAAAGAAAUACCCUCUUGAGGCCGGGCUGUUUAAAAAGUCAGACAGCAUCAUUCCAAAACUGAGAGAUGUCCCAUUAUUCAGGAAGAACAGAUUCCUAAAUCGUUUUAUUGAAAGGCUUUUGCUGCUACAGAAGUAUUCCCAGGACCUACUGAAAACCGAUGGGAGGAUCUCACAAAGUGAACUUGUUGUAAAAUUCUUCAUGCCCACAAACAAGGACAUGAAUCCAUCCUUCCCUGAUAACUGUUUAGUGAUUGUACCAUCCGAUUCAAAGGAGAAGUCAGAGCAUCAAAAACAACUUCCCAAGCCUCCAACAACACAUCCUAUUGUAUCGGAACAGUAUGUGUGCAUAGAAGACUAUGAAACAAUUGAUACCAAGAACAGACCCUUCAAAGUGAAACGCAAUGAGACCGUGGGUGUGCUGAUCAAGGAAAACACAGGCUGGUGGUUGGUAGAAAAUGAGGAUAAAUGCUUGGCCUGGUUUCCUGCUCCAUACCUAAAGGAUCUUACAAGCAAAGAGGACUCCGAUUCUGGGCUGGAGUCUGAUGAUGAUGCAAUUCAUUAUUAUGCAUAUAAAGCAUACCAAGCCGGAAGCUCGGAUGAGCUCUCCAUCAGUAUUGGCGUUCUUGUACAGGUGAUCGAGAAGUCAAAAAAUGGCUGGUGGUUGGUCAGGUAUAACAACAAGGUUGGCUAUGUCCCAUCCAUGUUUCUCAAACCAUACUGCAAUUACAAGAACCUGCAAACAAUGCUGAAUCAAAGCAAAAUUGCUUCUACUCCAAACUUGUUCACAGCAACCAGUGCUAUGGGAAUCGACACUUUACCACCUGGUCUGAGGUUUCAUGAGGAACCGUCCAUGGUCAAUGAUAGCGAAAAUAAGUCUAAAAUCAACAGAAUGAGAUCAAGAUCACUGAGUGAGAUACCAUCAAGCAGGUCCUCCCAGCUAGCUCAUGAACUGGACAGCUUGGCCAAGCAAAAUGAGCUGGACAAACCCAGCUCAGAAUGGAAGCCCCAACCCUAUGAGAGGAAGACAAGUAGAGGCUCCGUAGAAGCUGACGAGCUACCAUCUUGGCAUAUGAAGACCAUAGCUCCUCCUUUUCCAAAAGCGAUGGCAUCUGAUUUGGAUAAAGAACAGAACAUUUAUGACAUAUGCAUCAAACCUCAGCCUAUGCCAAGCCCACCUCAAAUUCCUGAGCGACCCAGAACCCAUGAGAUACUCCAUAAAUGCACAACAGUGACCAAGAACGCUCUGAAGGCACAAGGGGACAUUCCAGCAGGAGACCAAAGCACCGAUUGUAUAAAGGGACAUUAAAGUUAUUUUUCUAUAUUUGUUGAAUCUGAGUUUUAAAAAAAUUAUGUUUCUGUGUUGAAACAUUUUUCUCCUAUUAUGCUAGUUCACCGACAGCAAAGGAGUUGUCUGCAUCAGCCAAUGAGCAUUUGAUACUUGAGGAUGCAUUUUCUGUUACUUUGAAAAUCUAUUUAAAUUGGUUUAAUAUGUUUUGUUACAUAUUUGCAGUUUUUCUGUGCAAAAUCAACAUUGAGUUUAAAGUCCUUUUAAGUAGAAUACAGAUUUGAAGAGUGUUAAUAAAUGUUUACUUUGUAUUUAUUACUAAUAUUUAUUAUGGUGUUCGCUAUAUAUUAGACUAUGUUUUAUAAGUUCUCAAGUUACUAAAUGUUUUCAACAGGGAAUGGUUGUUUUUAUGUGAUACUAAAUAUUAUCAUGAGCUAUGCAAUGUCAUAUAUUCUGCUCAUUUGGAUUUAAAUAUUUUGAUAGAGAACAACUGGUUACGAAAAUACUAAACCUGACUGCAUAUUAUGAUUUAAUUUGUUAGUAUAUUUUAUAUUAUAACUGUUUUUGUACUAAUCACAAGAGCUAUACCUGUGUAAGUAUUUAUCUUUGCACUUAAGUAACUAUUUGGAUUACCUGGGAUAUGUGAGCCAAUAUAUCCGAUUAUGGAUUAACUUUUAAUUCAUUAAAAUGUAUGGGGAAUAGUGUGAUUUGUUUUUAUAGGUUACUCAGCUUAGUGAAAAACUGUUUUUAACUGAAUCUCAUAGAUAAUCACACAUUCUGAUUACUGUACUGAUUAAUAUACUGUGAUUUUAUAAUAUGUCUGAGUAGAGGUUAAUUACUGUAUCAUUUUUAUAUGUUUUGUUGAUAAAGCAAUAUUUUCACAAACAAUCUGUCGGAUGUUUAUGAUUUUGUAGCACAACCUCACAUCUAAUAAAACAACACAAAGAAAAACA
Molecule: messenger RNA, 2461 nt
Organism: Bombina bombina (fire-bellied toad)
Lineage: Eukaryota; Metazoa; Chordata; Amphibia; Anura; Bombinatoridae
Product: NADPH oxidase organizer 1-like
Exons: 8
Coding region: 48-1529 (493 amino acids)
Biological process (GO): superoxide anion generation
Molecular function (GO): protein binding; phosphatidylinositol binding; superoxide-generating NADPH oxidase activator activity
Source: RefSeq, a predicted model, not a curated record